Macrosteles quadrilineatus (aster leafhopper) is the source of this 3577-nucleotide messenger RNA. Its product is annotated as galactosylgalactosylxylosylprotein 3-beta-glucuronosyltransferase I-like. Gene Ontology annotation, molecular function: galactosylgalactosylxylosylprotein 3-beta-glucuronosyltransferase activity. Lineage: Eukaryota; Metazoa; Arthropoda; Insecta; Hemiptera; Cicadellidae. Gene Ontology annotation, biological process: carbohydrate metabolic process; chondroitin sulfate proteoglycan biosynthetic process. Gene Ontology annotation, cellular component: Golgi membrane. The record is from RefSeq and is a predicted model, not a curated record. The transcript is spliced from 8 exons. Bases 328 to 1365 code for a protein of 345 amino acids.
UACGAUGCAACAAACAUUGCAGACAUUGUUUUGAGUUAAAUGCCAACAACAUAAAUAUUUCGUAAUCAAAGUGUUGUAUAUAUUAUUCAUUAGUUUUAUUACCAGGAAGAUUGAUAUGUCGUUAAAAAUGUAUGAUUUAAGUAGACACUUAACCUAUUUGCGAUGUUCUUCACGUUUAUGGUUAUGUGACCUCAGUUAAUGUUACAGUACUCUUAAUAAUCAGUAUUGAGCUUUGUAGGUUAUAACGGUGUUGCAAGGUCGGCGGAUCUAACUUAUUGACUAUUUAUUAAUUAGUAAACAGUUAAACCGAUAGUUUAAUAACAGGUCAUGUAUUCUUCAAGAUCUGCAUCCCAUAAGUAUCAAGAUUCUGUUCAAACAUUAGACAUGCCAAUUAGAAAGAAAAUUAUACUUUACUUAGCUCUGCUUCUUUUAGUUCUUUUGUGGUUCAUUGGUGUAAAAAAUAGGGAUCCUCAUCAAUAUGAUAACAUGAGGAGGACUCUUGAAUUGUACGAAUAUCAGUUGAAGGAGUCCAAGGAACAUAUGGCAGAGACGAUGAGGCUAUUAGGCCGUAGAGAUUGUGUGACGUGGGAUCCGGAUCUUCCCGUCAUCUACGCAAUCACACCAACCUACGCUCGGCCUGUGCAGAAGGCUGAGCUUACUAGGCUGUCCCACACUCUAAUGUUAGUACAAAAUCUUCACUGGAUCGUAGUUGAGGACUCGGACCACAAGACAGCGCUAGUGAGCAGUCUGCUUACCGAGACUCACUUAAACUUCACUCACUUGUACGAGCAAACCCCUGCAGAGUGGAAGCACAAGCCUAAAGAGCCCAACUGGGUGAAGCCAAGGGGAGUAUUGCAACGCAACAAAGCACUCGCUUGGCUACGAGCUAAUCUCAACGCCGAGGUAGAUCGUGGAGUGGUUUACUUUGCAGACGAUGACAAUGCUUACAGCCUUCAGUUGUUCAAUGAGAUGAGGUUGACCAGAGAGGUGAGCGUGUGGCCUGUAGGUCUGGUAGGAGGACUGAUGGUAGAGAAGCCCGAGGUGAACCUCACUACAGGCAGAGUGGUGGGGUGGAACAGUCAAUGGCGGCCGGAGAGGCCCUUCCCCAUAGAUAUGGCUGGGUUUGCCAUCAAUCUGCAGCAUCUGCUGAAGCGCCCUGAGGUAAAGUUCCUGUUGCAAGUGAAAGGUGGGUGGCAAGAGAGCGAGUUACUUACUCAUCUCACUACCUUGGACAGGCUUGAACCACUGGCGGACAACUGCACCAAAGUUUACGUGUGGCAUACCAGAACCGAGGCUCCUAAACUGAAUAUGGAAGACAAACUGAAAGCUAAAGGAAAACGCUCCGAUGAUGGGAUUCAAGUAUAGGGUUUUAGUUGUAGAAAUUGUAAAUAAUUAUGUAAAGUUUAUUUAGGUAUCUGUGUCAUAUCGGUCAGUUUAUGCUUUUUAUCCUUACCCGUGUUAUUUUACCAGUAUGCUAUUAGUAAAUUUUAUGUUAGGUCCUAUACUUAUUUUUUUUUAAGAAUGGAUACUAAGGUUAGAAUAAACUUGUAAGAUCCAUCGUUUAUAUUUUUAUAUUGAUAAGUAUGUGUUUAAACCAUCUUAUAGAAAAAUUGUGAAUAUUCUUAUUCUUUAGAUGGUUUUAUGCUGCAACCAGUGUAUUGUUUUGUCUUCCAUGUCUUUUGUGUUUUACGUGAUAUAGCUAUUGUAUACUGUUAUCUAGAAAUGUGUUUUAUACUUGAUUGUUAUUUAUUAGAAAUCCUGUAAAUAGCUCAGAAUGCAGAGUGUGGAAGGAUUAGACUACUUGGGGUUUUAUGUUUGUGAAUUUUAUGCAGCAUUGACACUGUUAUUAAAAUAUUCACUUUUGACAAAGCCAAGUUACGUGGGAAUUUUAAUUUUACCAAUUGGACUUUUGUAAAAAAAAUCCUAGUUAGCAUGAAAUUGUAAUUUUCUUUGUUUAGCUAUGUUUAAUUUUGAAUCAUUUCUACCUGCUGAUUAUCUUAAGGUUCAUGGUAGACCUGGGGUGUAGCAAUUUUUGUAAACAUUUUUGAGCUCUCAUUUGAUCUUUUCUGUUCAAUAGGCUUUAAAUAAAUUAUUCUGACUGAUGAAACAGCUGAUCUUAGUCAGUAACAAAUCUACACAUCAUUACUAACUCAUCCUUCACUUUUAUUUGGGUAAAAAAAACGCACCUAGGUGGUGUCCCCAUCUCAAUUAAUUGAUAAUUGAAUUAAUACACGUCAUAAUUUGUAAAUUAUUCGGUCCCAUGAUACCAAUUUAUAUUGCAUCAGCUGAUUAGUUACUUUAUUUAGCAAGCUCAGUAGUGGAGUAGGUCUUAUCUUGAGGUAGGUAGGCUUACAUUUUGAUCUAUUAGCACAUUUCCCAAAUAGGGAAUGAGCUAUUGCUAUUACUGUAGGUCUCAUGGUAAGACCUGGACCCAGGACCAGUUUACUUUUUCGUUUUGAUGUCCCCAGUGGACGAAAACACAGUCUGUUCAAACUCGUACAUGUAUAUGAGUCCGUUAGCACGAUAACUUGAGCAAAAGUGAUCCUAUUUCGAUGAAAUUUGGUACAAAAGUGUUAACCUAGGUUUAUUUUAACGAGUUCGCAAACCAGCCAGAUCGGACCAUGGGAACGGGGUUUUUUGGAGGGAUUUAUGAGGUAAAAAUAGUUUUUUCUCAUUUUUGACUCUUAAAAAGCUUAAACAUUACAUUUCCAACUUUUCUCCGGAAACCAUUUUGAAGAGCUUAAAAACAAAUGAUUUAGUUUAUUUAUGUGUUUUUUUACAGUUAAUGGUUACAGAGAAAAUUCAAAAGAUUGUAAAUUAAAAAUUCCCAUGUUAUUCUUAUCUGAUAAGUAAACUUGUUUUUGUAUAUAUUUUGGUCAAACUUGGCAAAUUUAUUUAUUUUUACGUAAGGUUUUAAAUUAAUUUGUUCCUGCUUGCUUUAUGGUUAAGGCUUCUUGGUUUACUUUGUUUUAUAGAAUAGUGAUUCCAUGAAGGGGGGCAGUUUUUGUUGUGUUCCCAGGACAAAAAAUACAUGUAAUUUUUACAGGAAGGUUUUAAACUUUACUUUAGUCUUUCAUUUUUGCAUUUUUGGCAAAACUUUUUACUUUUUUAGAAAUAAGAUUUUGUUACUUUUGUAAAUGAUUGUUUUGUUACUUUUGUAAAUGAUUGUUAAUGGGCUUGGAUAAUUAAACUAAAUAAAUUGUUUUUAUGACAUUUUUCUCUGCUCAAAAUGUUUUUGUGAUAAGAGGUUUUUACCUAGUGGUGGUAUUUAGUAUUUACUCAUUUUACAAUACUCAAUUCCAGUAAUUAUCUUGUUUGGGGGUCUGAGUAAUUUAAUUAAACUUACAUGUUUUUUUAUGAUUCUCUAGAUUGCUUUAUACUGAAAUUAAAGGUUGCUUGAGAUUUUUUUAUUGUAAAACAUUUAAAUGCGUAAAACGACCUUUAAAAAAUAUUAUUCUGUCAUUAUGAGAAUUCAGCAAUAUGCUAAAAACAUCCGUGUGCUUAUUAUUGUGCAUAAUACCAGUUGCCCAUUGCUAAGUACUGACAAAAAGUGUAAAUAAUUAUAGAAAAUAUAAAA